AUUUGCAUGGAAACGAUGAACUACAGUCUUCUAUUCACGACCAUUAUUUUCAUUAGUAAAUUAAAUGCAAUAUACUGCCAAGAGAAAAGACCAAUCUUUCGAAUAUUGGCUCCACAAGUAAUAUGUAAAAAUACCAAAGAUGAUGCCGCAGACACACCACCACAAAUAACAAUAAGUAUGCAAACGGAAGGUGGACAAAAGCUUACAUAUCGUGUUCGAAUGUAUUUCGAAGUUUUGGGUGGCUACCAAGGUCAACAAAAGGCCUUAUCAUUGUGGCGAGCCGUGCGAACAAUGGAAAAGAAAAUUAACAUAAAAGACAAAGAUCUGAUUUCGGAUAAGAAUCAAAUAAAUGUCAACAAUACUGAAUUGGUACAAGGAGUAUAUUACGUUUUCACAAUAACAGGCAUCGAUGAAAAUGGCUAUGAGAGUGAGCCGGACAAUUUUACGGUUACAUACAGUGACGGAAAAAUUAAAAGAACAAAUCCGGACGGAUCAGUCAUACCAGAUGACAUAACAUUUUUGAUGUUGGGAAGUGAAACAGCAUACGCAAAUCUGGAAUACAAAAUUGAAGCAAACGUAAAGUUCUGUACGCCACGUUAUAACUACUAUUUCGAGUGGGAAGUGUCUAAUUUACCAGAGCGUCAUAAAAAUAUUGUGAACAUUCCGGGAAGCACUCUAAGGGUUCCUGUUGGGGUAUUUGAAGCCGGUCACACGUACACAAUUUCUGCGAAACUAGUCCAAUCAAACGAUUCGCGUGUUUUGCUUUCCGAUUCCAUUAAUGUGAGCAUCAAAAAAAGGGGAUUUACAGCGAAAUUAAUUCCGGAAAACGUUUUAAUUGGUAUAAGUCGACCCCUGGAAUUGCGUCUACUCUACUCAGAUCUCGACAAUUCAGGAUUGAAGCCGAAUAUCAGUUGGAUGUGCAAAGAAGUAUCAGACGAUCACGACUGUGAUAAUGUUGAAGAAAUUUCCGAAUAUCAAUUGAGCGUAGAGAUAUACGAGAAGGGAACAUAUGCGGUAGAUGCCAACGUACUGCUAGAUACUAGCGUAACUGCGGUAUCAAAUAUAUUGGUCGAUCCUGAAAUUAUUGUAGUGCCGCUGUUUAAAAAUCCACCUCUUCAAGCUAUUCCAGCCGAAGAUUCGUUUGAGAUGGAAACUACAAUCGAUGGUUUAAUCCCAUACUGUCACGCCUACUGGAGCGUUGUUAAUGAGACUGGAUACGAAUACUUUGAUAGUACAUUGAUUCCAGGUGGUUUGGGAAACAUUUCCAUCACCGAUAUUGAGGGAAAUUUCUUAUCCGAACUUGCAGAUUUUGUCAAUUCAACGGUUACUCGUGAUAUUUCGUUAGUUGUUCCGAGGAAGGGGGCAUUUCCUGAUUGGAACGGAUUGAAACCGAAUUCAAAGUACAAAUUUCGCCUAAUCACAACGUGCCCCGCACCAAUUUAUGACUCCAUGAAUCAGACUAAAAGCCAGACAAGACAAAAUGCCACAAGUUACGCAGAUAUCACCAUAUUAACCAAUCAGGCCCCGGUUGGAAAACCAUUGGAAGUUACUCCGCAAACGGGUGUCGGUAUGAAAACCGUUUUUAAAUUUUCAACUGGUGUGGCUUUAGAUGAAAGCGACGAUUAUCCACUAAAAUAUAAUUUUCUAAUUGAAUUUGAUGGCAUUAAAAUCAGUAUAGGAGAGUUUUACGAAAAUAUGGUCACAACCAGUCCACUUCCUUUUUCGGAGACAAACGUAACGACCAUGUACGAGACAUGCGAUUCAAGAGAGGCGUGCUCAAUCGUAAAUGGUCCUACAAUCGUAACCACCAUGCCAUCGGACGAUGAAAUUGAUUUGGGAGAUAUAAUCAGUAAUAUUAAAGCUUCAAUGUCCCGAAUGGAAUAUGAUCAAUCAUUUUUCGUCGCUCUGGUAGCUGGAAUGUCUUUAAAGAAUCACAAUUUAUUUGCCAGCUUUAAAGAAAAUUUCACAAAAAUUGUUCGAAACGAAAUAAACAGACUGCUGGAAAAUCCCACAAGCUACAUACCACCAUUGGAAAUCGUAAAAUUUGUGAAUUAUUCGAAAACAUCGCAUCAAAUAAUUAGUGAAGAUGAUGCCAUCAAUCGUGGGCUUCUAGAGCUGUUGGAAAUGACCGAAAAUAGGGAAUAUGCGAAACAAAUUCGAUCCGAACCGAUUGCUUCAAGAAAGAAACGGGCUCUGAAGGACAUUGACAGUAAAACGGAGAGAAUGAAUUUAGAAUUGCAAAUGUUGGAGAAAUUAAUUCAGUCAAAGAAUGAAACAGAAUCGGUUGAUGCGAUGAAACGUUUGACGGAAAAGGUGAAAACAUUUGUCACUCGCCUCUGCAAUGGCACAUCAUUUUCUUCUGUGAUUUUGAACAAAUCAAUAAUUAAUAUGGAAAUUCGUGAAACGAGUGUGAACCAAAUUAUACGCACCAACUUAACCAUACCGUACGAUUCAUAUCAACGACGGUCGUAUAUUCAAAUCAAUGGAAAUUUAAAAGUUAAUCCACGGAAUAGGUUUUGUGUUGGUAAAAUUAUGUUUCCUAGCGACUAUUUAAGUGGACAGAAAAACGCCAAUGAAAUAUACGAUCUCAUCAUUGUCGAGAAAAGUACAGGGGAAAUUAACGUAGUCGACGUUAGUGACGGCAAUCGUGGUGAACAGAGUGUUUCACUGAGUAUUCCAAUUACAAAAGAAUCUGGAAAUUUCGAGUGUCAAGUAUGGGAAAACGGAGUGUGGUCAUCUAAUGUUUGUACCACUUCAUCGAUUAAAAACGGUUACGUGUAUUGUGGAUGCAAAAAAAUUAGCACAUUCAGAGCUGUAGAAAAAGUGAGUGAAAUGAAUUCGACAACUGCGAAUGUUGCGGUUACAACGUUACCCACUACAAUUGAGCCCGUUCCAAGUCCACCUGGAACAAUAGCUCCUGUUGAAGUUUCCACAAACCCUGCUACUAUUACUACUACAACUACCGAAUUGCUAACAUCAACAGUCAAUACGACUGUUAAUUUAGUAACGACGUCAUUAGCGGAAACUACUCAUAAUGAACCGACAACAACAACAACUACGGUUAUGAGUGUUACGUACGUUGAAAACUUUCCAACGAAUCCAAAUUUAACAUCAAACGUUGAAAACAGUACUAUUGCUAAUAACAUCCUCAACGCUACCGCGUCGGACAUUGUGGAGAUUGUAACACUAAACAACACUUCUACACUUACUACUGCAUUGAGUUCAACAUCUUCAAAUCUUUCUCUAACCACCUUAACCGAGCCUACAACAUUACUUGCAAAUGCUACCACUAUUUUACCAGAAACAACAAACAGUAACUCGGAGACAAUUUUCACGACCAUAGUCUCCACUAUUAAUGGCACUGUAACGGGACCGCAUAAGGAUACGCUAACAGCGAGCGAGAAGACAUCAUACUCGUCAACAACUGGAUAUACAUUGGCGGUGAUAUUUAUCGUUGCGGGGAUUUUCAUAGUGGCUGCGGUAUUCAUUUACAAUCGUCGUAAGAAACCAAAUUCUUUGGCUCAACAACUGGAGAUAAUUUCGUCAGAAAUUCGUACAUCGAAUAAUGCUGUAAAAUAUGCACGUUUCCACGACGAACAGACAAUGCGCGGAGAUAAUAUUGAAACUAUAUUCACAGCACAGUGAGACCCGCAACAAAGAAAAUUUCUAUAAAUUAUAAAUGGGAAAUCAAUGUGGUAGUUUGCAACGAGAAUAUUGUAAACUCUUCCCUGGUGUAUAAUUCUCAUUCUGUUUUCAGAUCUAUCAACCACACUAUUCUAAAGAGACAAAAUCAAGUCAACAUGAUUUUGCGACAGGUCAAUUUCAAUUCUACACGUCUUGUUCAAGUUCUUUUUAUAAUCAAUAAAUCUUUAAAUUGUUCA
This is a messenger RNA of Bradysia coprophila, 3881 nucleotides long. RefSeq lists its product as uncharacterized. The record is from RefSeq and is a predicted model, not a curated record. Lineage: Eukaryota; Metazoa; Arthropoda; Insecta; Diptera; Sciaridae.